Kluyveromyces marxianus DMKU3-1042 is the source of this 528-nucleotide messenger RNA. RefSeq names its product Mtr2p (gene MTR2). Bases 1 to 528 code for a protein of 175 amino acids. The transcript has a single exon. The record is from RefSeq and is a predicted model, not a curated record. NCBI's taxonomy places the organism in Eukaryota, Fungi, Ascomycota, Saccharomycetes, Saccharomycetales, Saccharomycetaceae.
AUGAAUCACCAAUCGCAAAUCGUGGAAACAUUUGUGAAGAAAGUUCUUGCACACUUGGAUGAACCGGAUCCAGCCAAGCUCCAGCAGUUUCUACAAUUGUUCAAUCCUCAGCAAUGUAAGAUAAUAUUCAAUUCGCAGCCAUUCGGACAGGCUGUGCAGUUUUUACAAGCAUGGCAGACCCAGGUCGUUCUCACUCAGCAUUUAGUUACCGCAGUUGAUUUCCACGUAAUACCUGGCACCGGGACGUUGGUCUGCAACGUCAAUUGCAAAGUGAGAUUUGACGAGAGCGGCAAAGAUAAAAGUGGUCAGGAUAGCACAAUCCCAGACGCACAAGGCUCAACGGCUCGUCCCGGCUCAGGCAGUGUUAAUUCGGCCACCAGGGCAAGGCCGAUAUGGGGAACCUACUACGGAGUGUCAUUACAGCUAGUGCUAGAAGACCGCAUGUUCAACAACGACAUGAACGGUGUGAUAUCCAGUAUGAACUACACUAUUGUGUUCAAGCCUUCGGAUUCCUUAAUGAACAUAUAA